CCGUAGUUCAAGAUGGUGUCUAUGCGCCGUAUUUUGUAGCUUUCCAGCUACAGUAAUCAUAAUAUGAGAAAUUAUAUCAGUGAUUUUUUAACGUUGAGAGGUUAAGGAGUUUAUUUUUCUUUGUUUCUCGUCAAUCUGUAUGGGAUUUGCAUAUAGUUAUUUGAUUAAAAUAGAGGUUAUUUGCUAGAAAUCUGUCUAACUUAAACAUCUAACGUUAGCUAGCUAGCAAUCGGUUAAGUGGUUGGAAUGUUCAUAAACGUUCUAUUAAUUUGGAGAUCGAUAUGACGUUGAGAGAGUUAAAAGUUUGUCUUCUUGGGGUAAGACAACAAUCUUAUUUGUAUUCAUCUAACUAUGUAUUAUCUGUUCAUUCAGAUUGGAGUAUUUCAAGUGACAGAAGCCACAGCAAUGCAGCAUACUGGCUAAAAGUUUUGUGCACCGUACUAGCUAAUGUUUAGCUGACUAAACUCCCCUCCAUGGUUAAGGACGUUUCUGAUGAACUCCACCAACGGAGUGGAGCAGAGACCAGUUCAUCAGAAACUUCCUUCACCAUGGAGUGGAGUUUAGUCAGCGAGCUAAUAUUGAAAUGACAUGACUUUGACCCUGACUGAAGGCUUUACUUUUAUCAUGUUCAAGUAGAAGUCUAUUUUACCCCCCUUUUUCUCCCCAAUUUCGUCAUAUCCAAUUACGAUCUUUUCUCAUCGCUGCAACUCCCUAACGGGCUCAGGAGAGGCGAAGGUCGAGUCAUGCAUCCUCCGAAACAUUACCCGCCAAACCACGCUCCUAAACAUCCGCCCGCUUUAACCGGAAGCCAGCCGCACCAAUGUGUCGAAGGAAACACUGUUCAACUGAUGACCGAAGUCAGUCUGCAGUCGCCCGGCCCACCACAAGGAGUUGCUAGAGCGCGAUGAGUCAAGUAAAGCCCCCCCGGCCAAACCCGCCCCUAACCCGGACGACGCUGGGCCAAUUGUGCGCCGCCCUAUGGGACGGCCGGUUGUGACACAGCCUGGGAUCGAACCCGGGUCUGUAGUGACGCCUCAAUACCGCUGCGCAACUCGGGAGGCCGUCAUUAACUAUUUAAAGGAAUUCUGUGUCAAAUAUGAACUCCGAACCUGAACCCAAUACCACACUGACCAAUAUGUGUACAGUUGCACCUCUUUUUCAAGUCACAUUGAUACACAUUACAUUUUGAAUGUAUUGCACAAGUGUUGCGCAAUAUUUGCAACAUAGUAGCAGGAAUACUUCUUCUUGAACCAGUGGGGUUUUCUCUUCACAUAAUGAUGUCAUCCUGAUGAUGAUUAAUGGUCUGUGUGGCCUUAGCAGUAACCAAGUAUGGAUGGAUUCUUGGAUGAAUUCUAACAUUCACUAAACUCCUUUCUCUUGUGAUUCUUCAGGACACUGGGGUUGGAAAGUCAAGCAUUGUUUGGAGGUUUGUGGAGGACAACUUUGACCCCAACAUUAAUCCAACUAUUGGGUAAGUUAUAGUUCUUCACCCACUGUAAAUAUCCUGGAAGAAUUAUUGCCUAACCUACAAGGUCCAACCGAAAUUUGACUUACACUUUUAAACCCAACCGCUCCGAAAAAUACACACAUACAGUACAUGCAUAGGUUUUUGGAGAGGUGAGAGGGGCUGCCACACUGGGCGCCCAGGGAGCUGUUGUUGUGGGGAGUUAAGUGCCUUGCUUAAGGGUACAACGGCAGGCAAUGGCAUCUAGGAUUUGAUUCCAGUAACCCUCCGGUUGCCAGCUCACUUCCCGCCAGAUUUUUUCCGUCGGAUCCAGGAUUCGAACUGGCAACCCUCCGGUUGCUGACUUGCCUCUCUAACCUGCCACCCCUUACUGCACUGCCUGCCGAUGCUUUGAGAAAUACAUUUAGAAAAUGUAUGCACAGAUUGGGAUUUGUUGGGGGUUGGUGUAUGUGGAGGGGGAGGUGUUCUGUUCAUGUUACAUUCUCAGUAAUGUCAUCCCGGUCUAAUUAAUUUAUAGCCUGGCCUCAAAUCGGUUUCUGCUAUCAUGUCAAGUCAUGACAACGAGUGUCAAAGAGUUGACAUGAUCGCACAAACAGAUCUGGGACCAGGCUAAUCAAUGUAUCACUUUUUUUUUUGUGAUGGAUUAAAGGGGUGAGCCUUAUUGUACGCUCAACAAAAAUAUAAACGGAACAUGCAACAAUUUCAAAAGAUUUUACUGAGUUACAGUUCAUAUAAGGAAAUCAGUAAAUUUAAAUAAAUGAGGCCCUAAUCUAUGGAUUACACAUGACUGGGAAUACAGAUAUGCAUCUGUUGGUCACAGAUACCUUUAGGGCGUGGAUCAGAAAACCAGUCAGUAUCUGGUGUGACCACCAUUUGCCUCAUGCAGCACGACACAUCUCCUUCGCAUAGAGUUGAUCAGGCUGUUGAUUGUGGCCUGUGGAAUGUUGUCCCACUCCUCUUCAAUGGCUGUGCGAAGUUGCUGGAUAUUGGUAGGAACUGGAACACGCUGUCGUACACGUCGAUCCAGAGCAUCCCAAACAUGUUCAAUGGGUGACAUGUCUGGUGAGUAUGCAGGCCAUGGAAGAACUGGGACAUUUUCAGCUUCCAGGAAUUGUGUACAGAUCCUUGCAACAUGGGGCCGUGCAUUAUCAUGCUGAAACAUGAGGUGAUGGUGGCGGAUGAAUGGCACGACAAUGGGCCUCAGGAUCUCGCCACGUUAUCUCUGGGCAUUAAAAUUGCCAUCGAUAAAAUGCAAUUGUGUUCGUUGUCUGUAGCUUAUGCCUGCCCAUACCAUAACCCCACCGCCACCAUGGGGUACUCCGUUCACAACGUUGACUUAACAAACCGCUUGCCAACACGACUGUCUGCCAUCUGCCGGUACAGUUGAAACCAGGAUUUAUCCGUGAAGACUUCUCCAGCAUGCUAGUGGCCAUCGAAGGGGAGCAUUUUCCCACUGACGAUGCCAAACUGCAGUCAGGUCAAGACCCUGGUGCGGACGAUGAGCACGCAGAUGAGCUUCCCUGAGAAGGUUUCUGACAUUUUGGGCAGAACUUCUUCGGUUGUGCAAACCCACAGUUUCAUCAGCUGUCCAGGUGGCAGCUCUGGUGGACAUGGUGGCAGUCAGCCUGCCAAUUGCAUGCUCCCUCAACUUGAUAUCUGUGGCGUUGUGUGACAGGACUGCACACUUUAGAGUGGCCUUUUAAUGUCCCCAGCACAAGGUGCACCCGUGUAAUGAUCAUGCUGUUUAAUCAGCUUCUUGAUAUGCCACACCUGUCAGGUGGAUGGAUUAUCUUGGCGAACGAGAAAUGCUCACUAACAGGGAUGUAAACAAAUUUGUGCACAAAAUUAGAAAGAAAUACGAUAUAUGUGAACUUUUAUUUCAGCUCAUGAAACAUGGCACCAACACUUUACAUGUUGCGCUUAUAUUUUUGUUCAGUGUAAUAAACUAGUGGUUCCCAACUCCGGUCCUCCAGUACCCCCAACAGUACAAAAGUGUUAUGUAGCCCCGGACAAGCACACCUGAGUCAACUUGGCAACUUAUCAUCAGGCCUCUGAAUUGAAUCAAGUACUGUAUGUUUGUCCGGGGCUACAACAAAAAUGUGUGCUGUUUGGGGUACUGGAAGACCGGAGUUGGGAACCACUGUAUUAAACCAGGUUAACAUUAUCUUGAAAUGUGACUCACAUUGUAUGGUUAUUUUUGUUUUCCAGGGCAUCCUUCAUGACAAAGACGGUGCAGUAUCAAAAUGAGCUUCACAAAUUCCUCAUCUGGGACACGGCAGGGCAAGAGAGAGUUAGUAAUCAUCUCUCUCUUUUACCUUUUAAAAUAUCUUUGCUCCAGAUGAAGUGGUCCCUGUUAGACAUAGGCCUUGUUUGAGUAAAAAUGCAUCCUUCCUUCCUCACUCACUUCAAUGAGGUAGCCUAAUUACUGAUCUCACAUGAUAGGUGAAAUCAACAUAUUGGAAGUAUUGCUGUCACUGACCUAUCCAAGCAGGUUCGAUCAGAGAAGGAAGGAAGAAAACAUGUCUAAGGAAUUUGAACAGGGCCGUGGAGGUCUAAGUUGGAGGCACACACUUGCAAGUGCAGUAAUUCAUUGUGCCUGAUAGGGGGCAAUAUUUAGCUUACAUUUAGCUGCCCCCACCAAAACAUCCCCAGCUCGCUCAUGCCUGCAGUCAUUUCGUAAGGCCCUUCCUUUCCUGUAGUUGAGUAGUAGGUUAUGCUAUCAUGGUUCGUGCAUUCUCAAGAUCACUACUGUCUGUUUAGUCUAGUAGAUUAAAUACAUAUGCCUGUCAUGUUCUAGAAACUUCUCUUUCCUUUCUCACUCUCUUCCACAACAAACUUUCACUCUCAGCUAUUAGUGAUGGGGGAAAAAAUCGAUGCACUUUCAUAUUACCAUAUUAUUUUGGGACUAAAUUAUAUAGAUAUUUGACUCCAGGUAUCGAUUUGUAAGGUAGCGUUAGCUAGCGCUAGUCAGCUGUACCUCUGCCAAAACGCUGAUAUUUUCAUCCUCUAGCUUGUUCUCCAUCUUCUUUUUAAAUAGUGAGCCAGCAUGUUUUCAUCACUUUUAUUUCCUUGACUGAUCAAAUCUAAUUUUCUCAUGGCUUUCUCUUGUCUCUCUGCAGCAGACAUAUAGUGAGCAAUAUGUUUGGACAUCAAAUUGCAAUAUCGAAUUGCAAUACAUAUAGAAUCGUGAGAAUCGCAAUACAUAUCGUAUCGGCACCUAAGUAUCAAGAUGAUACCGGAUCCUGAGGUCCCUGGUAAUUUCCAGCUCUAUCAGCUAUACAGUGGGGGAAAAAAGUAUUUAGUCAGCCACCAAUUGUGCAAGUUCUCCCACUUAAAAAGAUGAGAGAGGCCUGUAAUUUUCAUCAUAGGUACAUGUCAACUAUGACAGACAAAAUGAGAAAAAAAAAUCCAGAAAAUCACAUUGUAGGAUUUUUUAUGAAUUUAUUUGCAAAUUAUGGUGGAAAAUAAGUAUUUGGUCAAUAACAAAAGUUUCUCAAUACUUUGUUAUAUACCCUUUGUUGGCAAUGACACAGGUCAAACAUUUUCUGUAAGUCUUCACAAGGUUUUCACACACUGUUGCUGGUAUUUUGGCCCAUUCCUCCAUGCAGAUCUCCUCUAGAGCAGUGAUGUUUUGGGGCUGUCGCUGGGCAACACGGACUUUCAACUCCCUCCAAAGAUUUUCUAUGGGGUUGAGAUCUGGAGACUGGCUAGGCCACUCCAGGACCUUGAAAUGCUUCUUACGAAGCCACUCCUUCGUUGCCCGGGCGGUGUGUUUGGGAUCAUUGUCAUGCUGAAAGACCCAGCCACGUUUCAUCUUCAAUGCCCUUGCUGAUGGAAGGAGGUUUUCACUUAAAAAUUCACGAUACAUGGCCCCAUUCAUUCUUUCCUUUACACGGAUCAGUCGUCCUGGUCCCUUUGCAGAAAAACAGCCCCAAAGCAUGAUGUUUCCACCCCCAUGCUUCACAGUAGGUAUGGUGUUCUUUGGAUGCAACUCAGCAUUCUUUGUCCUCCAAACACGACGAGUUGAGUUUUUACCAAAAAGUUCUAUUUUGGUUUCAUCUGACCAUAUGACAUUCUCCCAAUCCUCUUCUGGAUCAUCCAAAUGCACUCUAGCACACUUCAGACGGGCCUGGACAUGUACUGGCUUAAGCAGGGGGACACGUCUGGCGCAGCAGGAUUUGAGUCCCUGGCGGCGUAGUGUGUUACUGAUGGUAGGCUUUGUUACUUUGGUCCCAGCUCUCUGCAGGUCAUUCACUAGGUCCCCCCGUGUGGUUCUGGGAUUUUUGCUCACCGUUCUUGUGAUCAUUUUGACCCCACGGGGUGAGAUCUUGCGUGGAGCCUCAGAUCGAGGGAGAUUAUCAGUGGUCUUGUAUGUCUUCCAUUUCCUAAUAAUUGCUCCCACAGUUGAUUUCUUCAAACCAAGCUGCUUACCUAUUGCAGAUUCAGUCUUCCCAGCCUGUUGCAGGUCUACAAUUUUGUUUCUGGUGUCCUUUGACAGCUCUUUGGUCUUGGCCAUAGUGGAGUUUGGAGUGUGACUGUUUGAGGUUGUGGACAGGUGUCUUUUAUACUGAUAACAAGUUCAAACAGGUGCCAUUAAUACAGGUAACGAGUGGAGGACAGAGGAGCCUCUUAAAGAAGAAGUUACAGGUCUGUGAGAGCCAGAAAUCUUGCUUGUUUGUAGGUGACCAAAUAGUUAUUUUCCACCAUAAUUUGCAAAUAAAUUCAUAAAAAAUCCUACAAUGUGAUUUUCUGGAUUUUGUUUUCUAAAUUUGUCUGUCAUAGUUGACGUGUACCUAUGAUGAAAAUUACAGGCCUCUCUCAUAUUUUUAAGUGGGAGAACUUGCACAAUUGGUGGCUGACUAAAUACUUUUUUUCCCCACUGUAUGUGCUGCGUCAAUGGAGCGCAGUCCACAUUAUGCUAAAGCUUAUCUUCUAUGUGCAUCGUCUGUUGAACUGUCAAGACGAGUGGUUCAUCAGCAGUCAUAACGUGAGAGUCGAAAGUCUAGGGGCCACUCGCAACAUGAUCUGCUGUGAUGUUUGUCUGCGACAAAUCAUCUGCUGUGAUGCUAAAUCUGGAAUGCCUUGUAGCCCGCACAGACAGACCGCACGACUGAAAUAGAUUAUCUUUCAAAACAUACACUAUAUGAGUAAUAGAACACGGUCUAGAAACAUAUCAUGCAUUUAUACUAAUAAAACACUCCAACUCUGUUGUAUACAGAUCUGGAACCAGGCUAAUACACAACACGCCUGGUUCCAGAUGGGUUUGUGCCAUAUAGCCAACUUUCUCUGGUCGUUGUCAUAACAAACAUCCCAUUUGGCAUGCCAUUUACGGUCUAUUUCCUGUUAGUACAAUGGCCUCUUCCCCUGCUAGUACAAUGGACUAUUCCCCUGCUAGUACAAUGGACUAUUCCCCUGCUAGUACAAUGGACUAUUCCCCUGCUAGUACAAUGGCCUCUUCCCCUGCUAGUACAAUAGUCUAUUCCCCUGCUAGUACAAUGGACUAUUCCCCUGUCUUGUCCUCUGGAGAGGGGUGGUGAGAUAAAACAGUGUUUGUCUUCUGUUCUGAGCUUGUCCGGGGGCGUGGCCUUAAGGGAAAAUCAAUUAAGCUUUGAUUAAGAUAAGACAGACAGAUUAAAUCCGAGCUGCCUCUGCCUGCUCCCCGGUUCCAACUCGUCCACUGCCACUCUCCUCCUCUUUCUCUCUCUAUCUCUGGAUAGGUAUAUUCAGGGUAGUGGUGAAGCCCACACCAUAUUGCUUAGGUUACAGAUCUAUAGAUCUAGGGCCAAAAGGAAGGGGUAGGGAACGAUUUGGGACUCUAUCUCUCACAUACUCACUCACGCCGUCUCUCCCAGUCUACCUAGAGUUAGACAGCUGUGAGCGAGAAUAUGGAAACAUUUCUGGUGGCGGGCUGUUGUUCUCCUUCAUUGUAAGCUGCAGCCGCUGUGUUUCGAAGCUGAUCGCCUCUGGAGAAGUCGUGGGCAUCAGAACCAGUUGGUGUAAUUAACAGUAUUGGAGUUCGGUUGAGAGAUUUGGUAGAAGCAGAUGGAAUGAGAGAGCUGUGGUUAGGCUACUACACAAUCUCUGAUGGCCUGGAGGGUACAUCUUCCUGGCCAGAGACCUCCCAUCUCACCAUGCUGCUGCACAGAGAAGAAGCUGGGUUCCCCCUCGCUGUCUCCAUUCACUGGCAUGGACGGGCACCUUUUCAUUGGGUGCCAGGCUCAUAAUUUCAGUAAUUAAUCUGCACACGCUUAGCAAAAUAAGGGGUGCUUUUUAUACAGCUCCAGUGUGGCCAGAUGUCUGGGCCUGUAUCCAGAAAGCCUCUCGGAGUAGGAGUGCUGAUUUAGGAUCAAUUUCACCUUUUUAGAUCAUAAUGAGUAACAUUAUAUGGACAAGUUGGGACCUGACCUAGAUCAGCACUCCUCCUCUGAGAGGAUGUGGAUACGGGCCCUGGUCUUCGCUGCGAAAUGCUCUCUGGGCACACUAUGGAAGGGGACCACACAAGACUGGCUCUACUGCAUCUAGCUACACAUCGCUAGCCAGUCAGACAGGCAGCAUCCCUUUCCGCCGUCUGCCAAGUAUCCCACGUUGGACUCCCUCCGGUAGUCUCGGGGCCAGUAACAACUAUAAUUGCAAGGAAUGUGUGCUUUUCCUGAGGUAACCAUGUCAUUCCAAGCUGGGAUAGUUUAUUCCUUUUUAUCGUAAAGGAAAAUGAGAAUUGGCCCAGGUUGUGCCAAGUCAACGUUUGACUGGGAUCACUCAAAUCAAAUCAAAUCAAAUUGUAUUUGUCACAUGCGCCGAAUACAACAGGGGGAGGACUGCCUACCUGUGAUCUCCUUAUUUUAGGAUUGUUAUUGAAGAGGAAGUGUGUGUGUAUGUGCACAUGUGAGCACACAGUCCUGGUCAUGUGGAUUGUUGAAAUGCAUGCUGAAACUAAUCACAAGUUGGCUCUUUUCUGAUUCACUUUACAGUGAAAUGCUUACUUAUAAGCCCUUAACCAACAAUGCAAUUUUAAGAAGGAAUACCAACAAAAAAAAAAAGGACAAAAAAAUAUGAAAUAACAAAAUAAUAAGAAAUAAAAGAAACAAAUAAUUAAAGCAGCAGUAAAAUAACAGUAGCGAAGCUUUAUACAGGGGGUACCGGUACCGAGUCAAUGUAUGGGGGCACCGGUUAGUCGAGGUAAUAUGUACAUGUAGGUAGAGUUAAAGUGACUAUGCAUAGAUAAUAAAUAGAGAAUAACAGCAGCGUAAAAGGGGGAGGGGGGGGGAACACAAUGCAAAUAGUCCGGGUAGGUUUUGAUUAGAUGUUCAGGAGUCUUGUGGCUUGGGGUUAGAAGCUGUUUAGAAGCCUCUUGGACCUAGACUUGGCGCUCCGGUACCGCUUGCCGUGCGGUAGCAGAGAGAACAGUGUAUGACUAGGGUGGCUGGAGUCUUUGAGAAUUUCUAGGGCCUUCCUCUGACACCCCCUGGAAUAGAGGUCCUGUGAUGAACUGGGCCGUACGCACUACCCUCUGUAGUGCCUUGCGGUCGGAGGCCAAGCAGUUGCCAUACCAGGCAGUGAUGCAACCAGUCAGGAUGCUCUCGAUGGUGCAGCUGUAGAACUUUUUGAGGAUCUGAGGACCCAUGCCAAAUCUUUUCAGUCUCCUUAGGGGGAAUAGGUUUUGUUGUGCCCUCUUUACGACUGUCUUGGUGUGCUUGGACCAUGUUAGUUUGUUGGUGAUGUGGACACCAAGGAAUUUGAAGCUCUCAACCUGCUCCACUACAGCCCUGUCUAUGAGAAUGGGGGCGUCCUCUUCUUUUUCCUGUAGUCCACAAUCAUCUCCUUUGUCUUGAUCACGUUGAGGGAGAGGUUGUUGUCCUGGCACCACACGGCCAGGUCUCUGACCUCCUCCCUAUAGGCUGUCUUGUCGGUGAUCAGGCCUACCACUGUUAUGUCAUCGGCAAACUUAAUGAUGGUGUUGGAGUCGUGCCUGGCCAUGCAGUCAUGAGUGAACAGGGAGUACAGGAGGGGACUGAGCACGCACCCCUGAGGGGCCCCCGUGUUGAGGAUCAGGGUGACGGAUGUGUUGUUACCUACCCUUACCACCUGGGGGCGGCCCGUCAGGAAGUCCAGGAUCCAGUUGCAGAGGGAGGUGUUUAGUCCCAGGAUCCUUAGCUUAGUGAUGAGCUUUGAGGGCACUAUGGUGUUGAAUGCUGAGCUGUAGUCAAUGAAUAGCAUUCUCACAUAGGUGUUCCUUUUGUCCAGGUGUGAAAGGGCAGUGUGGAGUGCAAUUGAGAUUGCAUCAUCUGUGGAUCUGUUGGGGCAGUAUGCAAAUUGGAGUGGGUCUAGGCUUUCUGGGAUAAUGGUGUUGAUGUGAGCAAUGACCAGCCUUUCAAAGCACUUCAUGGCUACAGACGUGAGUGCUACGGGUCGGUAGUCAUUUAGGCAGGUUACCUUAGUGUUCUUGGGCACAGGGACUAUGGUGGUCUGCUUGAAACAUGUUGGUAUUACAGACUCAGACAGGGAGAGGUUGAAAAUGUCGGUGAAGACACUUGCCAGUUGGUCAGCGCAUGCUCGGAGUACACAUCCUGGUAAUCCGGCCUUGUGAAUGUUGACCUGUUUAAAGUUCUUACUCACAUUGGCUACGGAGAGCGUGAUGACACAGUCGUCCGGAACAGCUGAUGCUCUCAUGCAUGUUUCAGUGUUACUUGCCUCGAAGCGAGCAUAGAAGUAAUUUAGCUCGUCUGGUAGGCUUGUGUCGCUGGGCAGCUCGCGGCUGGGCAGCUCGCGGCUGUGCUUCCCUUUGGAGUCUGUAAUAGUUUGCAAGCCAUGCCACAUCCGACGAGCGUCGGAGCUGGUGUAGUACGAUUCGAUCUUAGUCCUGUAUUGACUCUUUGCCUGUUUGAUGGUUUUUCGGAGGGCUUAGCGGGAUUUAUUAUAAGCUUCCGGGUUAGAGUCCCGCUCCUUGAAAGCGGCAGCUCCACCAUUUAGCUCAGUGCGGAUGUAGCCUGUAAUCCAUGGCUUCUGGUUGGGGUAUGUACGUACAGUCACAGUGGGGACUGGGGACGACAUCAUCGAUGCACUUAUUGAUGAAGCCAGUGACUGAUGUGGUGUACUCUUCAAUGCCAUGGGAAGAAUCCCGGAACAUAUUCCAGUCUGUGCUAGCAAAACAGUCCUGUAGCUUAGCAUCUGCUUCAUCUGACCACUUUUUUAUUGACCGAGUCACUGGUGCUUCCUGCUUUAGUUUUUGCUUCUAAGCAGGAAUCAGGAGGAUAGAAUUAUGGUCAUUUGCCAAAUGGAGGGCGAGGGAGAGCUUUGUUCACAUCUCUGUGUGUGGAGUAAAGGUGGUCUAGAGUUUUUUUUCCCUCUGGUUGCACAUUUAACAUGCUGGUAGAAAUGAGGUAAAACAGAUUUUAGUUUCCCUGCAUUAAAGUCCCCGGCCACUCGGAGCGCCGCCUCUGGAUGAGCGUUUUCCUGUUUGCUUAUGGCCGUAUACAGUUAAUUGAGUGCAGUCUUAGUGCCAGCAUCGGUUUGUGGUGGUAAAUAGACAGCUACGAAGAAUAUAGAUGAAAACUCUCUUGGUAGAUAGUGUGGUCGACAGCUUAUCAUGACAUACUCUACCUCAGGCGAGCAAAACCUCGGGACUUCCUUAGAUAUCGUGCACCAGCUGUUGUUUACAAAUAUACAUAGACCGCCACCCCUUGUCUUACCAGAGGCUGCUGUUCUAUCCUGCCGAUACAGUGUACAACCCGCCAGCUGUAUGUUAUCCAUGUCGUCGUUCAGCCACGACUCGGUGAAACAUAAGAUAUCACAGUUUUUAAUGUCUCGUUGGUAGGAUAUACGUGCUUGUAGUUCGUCCACUUUAUUAUCAAGCGAUUGUACAUUGGCCAAUAGUAUCGAUGGCAAAGGCAGAUUAGCCACUCGUCGCCGGCUCCUUACCAAGCACCCCGAUCUCCUUCCGCGAUAUCUCCUUUUCUUUCUACUGCGAAUGACAGGGAUGAGGGCCCUGUCGGGUGUCUGGAGCAAAUCCCUCUCGUCCGACUCAUUAAAGAAAAAUUAUAGGUCAAGUUCAAGGUGAGUAAUCGCUGUUCUGAUGUCCAGAAGCUCUUUUCGGUCAUAAGAGACGGUAGCAGCAACAUUAUGUACAAAAUAAGUUACAAUCAAAAUAGUACAGUUGUUUAAGAGUCCAUAAAACGGCAGCCAUCCCCUCUGGCGACAUUUUCAACUCCUGUUUGUUGUAAAGCUAAUCUCUUUAUUUCAUUAGUUAAUACAUUACACCCGUAUUAUUCUGUUCAUGUUUAAAUAUGCUAAUUAUGUUAGAAGAAUUGUGUGGAAGAUUAUCCUAAGAUGUAGGAAGAGCUAUCCUAAAUGGUAGCCUAACUUAUGACAGGUGUGUUCCCUUCCACUUGUCUCUGUUGCAGCUUUCAGUAGAUGGUCUGAAUGCCAUUCAUUGUUACUUCUCAGUAUACAUGAUUACGAUCAUACCAAAUUAAACAUACGCUGCAUGCAUUUUCAACAAUAUCAAAAUAUUAGAGUUCACCUAAUUUGAAAGAGUGAGUCUGAAAUUGAUUAUGAAUUAAGAUACUUUGUGCCGGUAAUUUAGGCUAUAGCAUGCACACAUCUCCUAUCCCUUUAAGCUUGACAACAGGUUAAAAACAGUCAUCACCAAGACCUUUUGUACUUACCCAUCCAGUGUAAGGAAAGGUCUGAAAAAUGCAUUUGAUUUAGAGUUCUAUGAAAACAGGCACUUGCUAAUUGCGCUGGCAUUUUCAAGCCAGAACUCAUAAGCUUUUGGAAAAUAUAGAGCACAGGUAAACAUCAGGCAACUCCCCCCCCAACAAUGGAAUGGGAAAUGAUGUAGCCUCAGCUUGUUUUUAUUAUGCAGGGUUUCCUGAUCUACUGGGUGAAGACCAAAUAUAUAGUUCUCCAUUAAUAUGAAAUGGCUAACUGCUUUUGACACCUUGUGCUCAUCUUUCUCCUGAUGGCUACCACAUGUGAGUCCUCGGAGGAAAGGCUUACCAUACUUCCGUGUAACAAAAAGCCACUUGGCAUAUAGGCUUGGAACAGAAGGCCUUUUGGGGUUUUAAAAAGGUCCUUCGUUUCUCUUUGCUUAGUUUUACCCCUCCAUUUUGAGUUGAUGUUUUAUCUCAAAGACCCUUUCAGGUGAAACAAAGUGAAGUAAGUUAUGUAACGGUGACGAAAUGUAACCGUAUACGGCUUAAUAAAGAUUGGGUAGUUUGUGACUGUAAUGUUUUGGAAAUGGGUGGUAGAACGGAUUGCAAUGCUAUUUUGGUAGCCUUUGAUUUUCUCAUGGAUGUCGUCCUAUAUAAACAAUUGCGAGCGAUCUAGAUACACAAUCCUCGAAGAUGAGCCAAAAAAUUUCUAACAUUUUCUUUGAAGUAUAUAAUCUCUUAGGAUAAGUCAUGUACUCUUACUUUAAUUAUGAUCUACAGUAACACAAACGCAUACAUGACCCUUGACCUCACCAUAACAGUGCAACCGGUUUGGCUGUUGAAAGCUUUAGAAAACCAACUAUCUUCUCUGUCCAGAGGGACAGCCUCUUUAUUUGAAGAACGAUUACAGUCCAUUACUCACCGUGCUCUUUCUCCGCUUCUCUCUGCUUUCCCAUAGUUCCGUGCGUUGGCGCCAAUGUACUACAGAGGCUCUGCGGCAGCCAUCAUUGUUUAUGACAUCACUAAAGAGGUAAAGUAUUCCCUCGUUUCCCUCUGGUAACAUGCUGUUUCAUUUACGUCAUUUUUAUUUUAUCCAGAGCGACUUACAAAUAUGACAUUUGUUUAGUUUUUUUUUUUUCUCAAAUGAUUAAAAAGACACUGCACCACUCUUUUCCAUAUACUUCCUAUGAUGUCAUCACGGGUCAUUUGCUAAAUAUUUAAGUGAUUUUCAAAAGCUAUGAGUUUCGGCUCACAGAAACUCCUUCGAAAUGACAGAUUUAUUUUCAAGAUGACCCCCGAUAAACCCUUUCUUCUUAUAUUUUUGACUACAGAAAAAAAAAAAGCUCUAAAUAGAUUGACCUUAGCUAAACUCAGGUAUCCAUGCCCAGAAUGCUGCUGUCAACUGUAUGCAACUAUGGGGGCCCACUGGUCACUUUGAGUCAAAUGUAGGCAUGUCCAGUAAACAUCUGAUACUGUCCACUCUCGCAUUUCAUGUGGAGAGAGGCACACCCAUUUGUCUGCAUAUCUCGUUUACAUCUCCUAUGUUUCAUGAAUGUUUAAACCACACACUCCCACACAGUCAUGCGUUGCAUUACAUUUUCUCAAACUCUGGCAUCUUACAAUAUAAGAUGUUUACUAUGCCUAUAUACUGUAUACUGUAAAGUUGAGUAAGAAUGGCUCGAACCGUGUUUCUCAGGACUCGUUCCAGACGUUGAAGAACUGGGUGAAGGAGCUUCGUCAGCAUGGCCCGCCCAACAUCGUGGUAGCCAUCGCUGGCAACAAGUGUGACCUGUCCGAUGCCAGGUAAAUACAUCCCUCAAGUCCCCCAGGAAGACAUGGGUUGUUUCCCCAAAUGGCACCCUAUUCCAUAUAUAGUGCACUACUUUUGACCAGGGUCCAGGUCUAAAGUAGUGCACUAUAUAAGAAAUAGGGUGUCAUUUGGGACUUAGCUAUUGGCUUAUUGUUACAAGUCAGCAGGACGGCUGCCGUACAGUCAUUUUACCAGACGAAUUGCUGAAUUGUUGACACGAGAUUUGCUUGUGCUACAUUUUCGAAAGAAAAUGUAAAGGACUCGUCCACGCUUUGUUUGGCAAGGGACAUCAACGGCCGAGCCAAGCGUGUAUCUUGAAACCUUCGGCUCCAACAAUGUGAACGUACCCCCUAGAGUCGAUUUCCGCACCCCUGCAAAAAAUAGAAUUAGCAUAAUAAAAAAUCCCCAUAAAAAUCAGUCAGUUUAAGCUACAGAUAUGUUAUUUUGCAUUGGAUACGUCUCAAUCCACCGCAUCCGCCAAUGUCACACUUCCUCCUCUGCAGUGAAAGGUGACAAAGCUAGAGCGAUGUUUGUCAGACCAUGAGACCUCCCUGGAAAUCGGUCUUCUCACAAACUCGUCUCUAGUGUCCGAACAGUUUGGCCUACAAAAACUAUUAUGACCCGUCUAUGGAAAGAUGAGACCCACGAACAAGAUGGUGUUCUCCGUUUUGCUCUACGACCCCCACAAGUGUCUUGGGACUCGUCUGAAGUCGGUACAGCCGAUCUGCCAACUUCUGCCUGUAGCGUCCGAACAGUUUGGGCUACACACUAAUAUGGUGAGAAUCUCACGAACACUCUCACGAACACAGGCCUCACAAGACUCGUCUGAAGGUCCCCCGUUACCAGUUGAAAAAAAUGAAUGGAAGUAGGUAUGGAGACUGUGGAGACUGUUAGUGACAAAAAUAAGGGGUUAAAUACAUGUAAAAAAAAAUAUAUAUGUUUCCUGAUCUUUCUUAUAUCUCUCAUUCUUAUAACUUCCAUUCGAUAUUUGGGGGGAACUAUCUGUUUUUUUCCCCUCAUCAAUCUACACACACUACCCCAUAAUGACAAAGCAAAAACAGGUUUUUAGAAAUGUUUGCAAAUGUAAAACAUUUUUUAAACUGAUAAGUAUUCAGACCCUUUACUCAGUACUUUGUUGAAGCAACGAUUACAGCCUCGAGUCUUCUUGGGUAUGACGCUACAAACUUGGCACACCUGUAUUUGGGGAGUUUCUCCCAUUCUUCUCUGCAGAUCCUCUCAAGCUCUGUCAGGUUGGAUGGGGAGCGUCGCUGCACAGCUAUUUUCAGGUCUCUCCAGAGAUGUUUGAUCAGGUUCAUGUCCGGGCUCUGGCUGGGCCACUCAAGGACAUUCAUAGACUUCCCUCCCAAAGCCACUCCUGCGUUGUCUUGGCUGUGUGCUUAGGGUCGUUGUCCUGUUGGAAGGUGAACCUUUGCCCCAGUCUGAGGUCCUGAGCACUCUGGAGCACGUUUUCAUCAAGGAUCUCUCUGUACUUUGCUCUGUUCAUCUUUGCCUCGAUCCUGACUAGUCUCCCAGUCCCUGCAGCUGAAAAACAUCCCCACAGCAUGAUGCUGCCACCACGCUUCACCGUAGGGAUGGUGCCUGGUUUCCUCCAGACGUGACGCUUGGCAUUCAGGCCAAAGAGUUCAAUCUUGGUUUCAUCAGACCAGAGAAUCUUGUUUCUCAUGGUUUGAGAGUCCUUUAGAUGCCUUUUGGCAAACUCCAAGCGGGCUGUCAUGUGCCUUUUACUGAGGAGUGGCUUCCGUCUGGCCACUCUACCAUAAAGGCCUGAUUGUUGGAGUGCUGCAGAGAUGGUUGUCCUUCUGGAAGGUUCUACAAUCUCCACAGAGGAUCUCUGGAGCUCUGUCAGAGUGACCAUUGGGUUCUUGGUCACCUCCCUGACCAAGGCCCUUCUCCCCUGAUUGCUCAGUUUGGCCGGGCAGCCAGCCAGUCUUGGUGGUUCCAAACUUCUUCCAUUUAUGAAUGAUGCAGGCCACUGUGUUCGUGGGCACCUCCAAUGCUGCAGACAUUUUUUGGUACCCUUCCCCAGAUCUGUGCCUGGACACAAUCCUGUCUCGGAGCUCUACGGACAAUUCCUUCGACCUCAUGGCUUGGUUUUUGUUCUGAAAUGCACUGUCAACUGUGGGACCUUAUAUAGACAGGUGUGUCUUUCCAAAUCAUGUCCAAUCAAUUGAAUUGACCACAGAUGGACUCCAAUCAAGUUGUAGAAUCAUCUCAAGGAUGAUCAAUGGAAACAGGAUGCAUCUGAGCUCAAUUUUGAGUCUCAUAGCAAAGGGUCUGAAUACUUAUGUAAAUAAGGUAUCUGUUUUCUAUUUGUAAUACAUUUGCUACAAUUUCUAAAAACCUGUUUUCACUUUGCUAUUAUGGGGUAUUGUGUGUAGAUUGAGGAGGAAAUUGUUUCAUUUAAUCCAUUUUAAAAUAAGGCUGUAACUUGUAGAACAAAAUGUGGAAAAGGUCAAGGGGUCUGAAUACUUUCCGAAUGCACUGUAUAUUUUUUAGAUACUUCAAGGGGUCUUAAAAUUCUAAAUCAAGUAGCUAAAUUAUCCUUGGUAUGAUCUUCUUUUUUUUAAAUGCACAUAGCUUAGUAGAACCCCCCCCCCCCCCCAUUCUCCGGCUUAGACAGGGCUUAGUCUGUUAUGGGCUAAGAUUUGAACACACCCGUGUCUUUAUAGGGAGGUCUCGGAGAAGGAUGCCAAGGACUACGCUGACUCCAUCCACGCCAUCUUUGUGGAGACCAGCGCCAAGAACGCCAUUAACAUCAAUGAGGUCUUUAUAGAGAUAAGUAAGUGUGUUUUUUCACGAGCUUUCAGUGGCAUCCCAUCUUUUGGGCCCAAUUAAUGCUUUGUGGGUUACCACGUUUAUUACGAGUGGUGUACAAUGGCUGAAGUUUAUUUAGGUGUACCAAGCAAUAUUGUGUGAGCUUCUACUGCCGUUCCUAUUUAACCAAUGUUUUCUGGGUGUAACGUUGUUUUUUGUCCCCCUUGCACAUUUUGUUCCCGCCUGCAGGUCAACGGAUCCCUGUCCUAGAUGCAGGGGGAGGGGCUGCAGGGAAUGGCUUCAAACUGCGCCAGCGGCCCUCGGAGACCCGGACCCGGACCUGCUGCUGA
Molecule: messenger RNA, 17049 nt
Organism: Coregonus sp. 'balchen'
Lineage: Eukaryota; Metazoa; Chordata; Actinopteri; Salmoniformes; Salmonidae
Source: the annotation of a GenBank genome assembly